AAACAUCAACGGAGAACGCGUACGACCGCGCAUCGUUGUACGAUUAACCGCGUUUUCGUUUUGUGACUUGUUCCAAUUACGAACCCGUGUCUUCUUGUGCUUGAAAAAGUCUUUCUGCACGGCCAUGUUUGUCGAGACGAGCGUUUCUCGUCCGAAAUUCGCGUCGUUCCAUGCAUUCCGAAUACCAUCCAGCAGACUUGGUCUUCGUUUCGUACGUCGACGUUCGCUGCGUGUUAAGGAUCACGAAAAUACGACGUUAAUCAUGCCAUCGAGAACAGGAUGCAAUAUCCUUCGGAACCGAUUUCUGCCCGACAGAAGGUCAAUGUCUUCUGUUUAGCGAUAGGAGUAAUUUACAAUGGAACAAUUGGGUGAAGGACAGGCGGUUGUGGUUGGUAGUGCCGGAGGAACCGUCCAGGUUGUUCAAAUGGGCCAAGGAGGUCAAGCAAUGAUGUUACCACAAGCUAUACAAAUGGCAGCACCAAAUGGACAAAUACAAGUUGUUCCUGUGUCUAGCUUAACUAGUACAGGCCAACAAAUAGUAAUUCAACAGCCACAAACACCUCAAAUCAUUCAAACUCCAGAUGGACAAACAUACAUUUAUCAACCAGUACAAUUAGAGGGUCAAGUUCAACAAGCACAGCCAACAGUAAUUAAUAUCAAUGGGAAUCUUAUGCAAAUUGCUGGAGCAACGUCACAACCGACAACUACUGCAGCAACCACAACACCAGUACAACCCUUAGCAAGUCCUACAGCAGCAGCGACUCAGGCAGGAAAUGUUUUCAUGAUGGUACCAGGAAAUAGUGGACAAACGCAAUUUCAAAGGGUAGCAUUGCCAAAUGCAGAAGUUUUUGAGGAAGAACCUUUAUAUGUAAAUGCUAAGCAAUAUAGGCGUAUAUUAAAACGUCGUCAAGCACGGGCUAAAUUAGAAGCUGAGGGGAAGAUACCUAAAGAAAGACCUAAAUACCUCCAUGAAUCUCGUCAUCGACAUGCAAUGAAUAGAAUUCGUGGCGAAGGUGGUCGUUUUCAUUCCGGUCAAGUAAAGAAACGAAAUAGAGCAAACGAAAACGCCAUGAUUACCCAGCACAUCACAACUUCGACCAGCACCAAUACCGUUCGUACUAUAGCAAUAACAGCAGCAAAUGUAGGUGUACAAUAUCACGACACAGAUAAUAUGGCAUCGACGAUUGUCAUUGAAAAACAAGGUAUUCCCCUUCAGGAAAUGAUUUCUCAAGAUGAUAUUGUUACCUCAAACAACUGUUUGAUGUAAAUGUUUAAACUAAAAGUUGAGGUGAUGCAUGAACAAUUAAUCAGUCAAAAACGAAAAAUGUGUUUGUGAUGACAUUCUACAUAUGUUUGCAUUAAUCUCCAAAAGUAUAAUUUGUAAAUAAUGGUGCGAGAUAUAAUGCAAACAGUUUUUGAAAACAAGAUGCUGUGAAGAAUCAUCAAAACUGUAUAUACUACGAAAAGGUUACGAAAAGGUUUACUUAUAUUUUUUUAAUUUGUGCGUAGUUUAACACAGAUUUGGUUAACACUAUUGCUACUAGUAUUAUGUCACGGUAUAACGGAAAAUUGGCUUCAAAAUUAGAUCAACUUUCAUUAUAGUGAAAUUGGUGAAAGAAAUUUGGUACUACUUUGUGUACAUAAAAAAUGCUUACAGUGUUACAUAUCAAAUUUAUAAUUUCAAAACGUGUAAAUUUUUCUACAAAUCAUAUCGCCACAUUCAAUCGAGAGACUGAACUAUGUAAUUUAUUGUUACGUGCUGGGUACUAUUUUUAGAUUAGAUUUUAUAAAUGAAUUAAUCUUAGCUUCCAUUAUAACGAUGAAUGAACAAAAUACAAAAAGUGCGUACAUCGAUAAGACUUUUUGUACAAUUUUACGUGCGAGUACAAUUAAUUUAAUCUGAUAAAAAGCUUUAUGGAAUAUAGUUAACUGUUAAGAAUAUAUUAUAAGAAGUUACUCAUAUUUUUUGCAGUGGCUUAUGUAAAUAACAUGUUUAAUCUUGAAAUGUUAACUAUUUUGGCUGAACAAGGGAGGCUAUGUAACGUGUAAUUUAUCUGAAUGGUUAGAAUCUUCGAAAAUUUAUUAAAAAAUUAAUUCAGUUUUACAUUUAUGAUUGCAGACAUUCGAUACUUUUAAAAAAUUAUUUUAUUUUCACGUAUAUGUGCAGAUAAAUAUAACAUUAUUGUAAUAAUUCUGCAAUAUUUAGAUUAUUUACUUUUUCCUACAUAUAUCUCUUACAUAUUAUUAGAAUGGUAUUUUUCUAAAGUUCAAAUAUUAAUUUUUAAAAGGGGAAAUAAUGAUAAUUGAUUUCUCUUAAUAUGUAAUGAAACAUAUUAAGAUACAGCACCUUUUUUUUUACAGACGUAAAGAAAUUAAAAUUAAAAGAGAUGAAAUGUUUCACCUUCAUACAUAAAUAUUUUGUUAAAUGAUUUUAAAGUAGGGCAGAAUUGUAAAUAACUUGUACGAAUGUAAUGCAAAAGAGAUUUACAUGGAAUAUGAUACUGUGUGUUCAGCGUGGAUGUGAACUAUUGUAAAUUAAUGGUUAAGUUGAGUGAAAAUAGGAAAUAAUAUAUUUGUAAAGUGGCUAUGUACAAGCAAAACAACAUGGGUUGUGUUUUGUAAUAA
Bombus pyrosoma is the source of this 2625-nucleotide messenger RNA. It is a transcript of the gene Nf-YA, whose product is annotated as nuclear transcription factor Y subunit alpha. The record is from RefSeq and is a predicted model, not a curated record. Gene Ontology annotation, biological process: regulation of transcription by RNA polymerase II. Gene Ontology annotation, molecular function: DNA-binding transcription factor activity, RNA polymerase II-specific; RNA polymerase II cis-regulatory region sequence-specific DNA binding. The coding region runs from base 356 to 1267 and encodes 303 amino acids. Lineage: Eukaryota; Metazoa; Arthropoda; Insecta; Hymenoptera; Apidae. Gene Ontology annotation, cellular component: CCAAT-binding factor complex. The transcript has 7 exons.